AUGUCAAUGUGGCGCGUCUCCCGCUCCCUCCUCCGCGCCGCCUCGGUCUCCACCUCGGCGGUCGGGCGCGGCGCCGGCGCCGCGCCCCGCCGGUGGGUCCCACCGCCGUGCGCGCUGCAGCAGCGCUGCGGCUACGCGUCGCUGCCGGAGGCGGCGAGGAGGGACGGGGGCGAGGAGGAUGUGACGGCGGCUGAGGCGAGGCGGCUGAUGCGGCUGGCCAACGUGGAGGCGCUCAAGCGGCGGCUCGGGGACGGGGAGGUGAUCCCCUACGCGGACCUGCUGCGCGCGUGCCAGGACUCCGGCGCCGCCCGGACGCGCGCCGAGGCCGCCGCGCUCGCGGGCGCGCUCGACGAGGCCGGCGUCGUCCUGCUCUUCCGCGACAGGGUCUACCUCCAGCCCGACAAGAUCGUGGAUCUUGUAAGGAAAGCUAUGCCCCUUGCACUGACACCUGAGAAUGAUCCGGGGAAGGAAGAGCUCAAGCAGCUCCAGGCGCAGUUGGAAGACAUCAACAAGCUUGCACACAAGCAGGUCCGGCGCAUCCUCUGGUCUGGUCUGGGUUUCUUGAUCACCCAGGUGGGCCUCUUCUUCAGGCUCACGUUCUGGGAGUUCUCGUGGGACGUCAUGGAGCCCAUCACGUUCUUCACGACCACGACAGGCCUGGUUGUGGGAUACGCAUACUUCCUCAUCACAUCAAGGGACCCAACCUACCGAGACUUCAUGGAGAGGAUAUUUGAGUCUCGGCAGAGGAAGCUGAUCCAGAGGCAGAACUUCAACCUGGACAAGUACCUUGAGCUCCAGAGGCGCUGCAAGGAUCCCCUGGAGAAAGCGUGUGGCACGACCAACCCUGACAUGGCUCAUCUCCAUGAGCUAUCCAUUCACAAAUGA
This is a messenger RNA of Miscanthus lutarioriparius, 885 nucleotides long. The record is from the annotation of a GenBank genome assembly. NCBI's taxonomy places the organism in Eukaryota, Viridiplantae, Streptophyta, Magnoliopsida, Poales, Poaceae.